This is a messenger RNA of Ochlerotatus camptorhynchus, 2208 nucleotides long. It is a transcript of the gene Tk, whose product is annotated as Tachykinin. The record is from RefSeq and is a predicted model, not a curated record. Bases 339 to 1397 code for a protein of 352 amino acids. Lineage: Eukaryota; Metazoa; Arthropoda; Insecta; Diptera; Culicidae. The transcript has 10 exons.
CCAAUGGUGGUUGCUUUCAUUCGGUUGGAUUGUUUGCUAGAGGCAGCAUGUUCUGCUCAAAAAGUGUGAUAUUCGGUUCUUAUCCAGAGUAGACAGAGUGUCAGUGAAUACAAGUGGAUGGUACGACGGUUAAUCGGUGAACUUGAAGAGCUGAAUGUUUAAUGAAAGUUUAACCUGAGGAUAUUGUUACAGCAUCGUCGCACGGAUUCUUUGAGCAAGACAUUUUUGUAGUUACAUUAAAAUCCAAUCGUUUUUCUUUGUAGCUAAGUGUUCCUGACUUUUUAAGUAGCUCAAAAACUCAGUAAAAAAAUCCGAUCAGCUACCUAUCAAAAAAAAAAAUGAAUGCCAACAACAUAGGAACACUCAUUCUAGUGAUUUUGGACGCCCAUUUUAUUUAUACAGAACCGAAUAUCCGUGAAAAACGAGGAAUUAGGUACAGCGAAAACGUAGCUAAUUAUUAUUCGGAUUUUAAUCAACCCGAUAAUGCAAUAACAACUGUGUUACCGUCACUGGACUCAGAUGGUACAUCAAACGUAGUCAACGAUGUACACGAUGAUGAUGCACCAGUUUCGCAUUGGAUCGAUGACGGAAUCCAUUAUUUUCGAGAUUCAACACAUAACAGAAUCAAAACGUUUUCCAAUCCUAUACCAGAAGAGAAGCAGGAAAUUUCCUGGUAUAAUGAUGAUGUCCAUGAUCAUUUUUUGGAUAUUCGUGGGAAAAAGUUUUUCUCGUUCUACCCAUUGAGAUUGUAUCCAAAGCGAGCUCCUUCCGGUUUUCUUGGUUUGAGAGGUAAAAAAUACUACUUUAAUGGUGUGAAGCGUGUGCCUUCAGGGUUUACAGGAAUGCGAGGUAAAAAAUCGGAAUACGACGUCGAUGAUAACCCAAGCGAAUUUGAUCUGACAAAUGACUCCAGUCCUUAUGAACUUCUACAGAAAGAGAGGAAAAUGCUUGAUGAGUUGAAUGAAAUCUAUCAAAUUGAUCGAGAAAUGAAAAACAACCCUGCGUUUUCCAUGGAAAUUGCACAUCAAAAUGCCGAAAAACGGGCACCAUCAGGCUUCCUUGGAAUGCGCGGGAAAAAAGGAACUGAUGUUAUAAAUGGAUAUUCUGGUGUUAAGCGUGCUCCAUCUGGAUUUCUUGGGCUACGCGGUAAAAGGGACAGCAUAGAUGGAUAUAACGAAAGACGCAAACGGGGUCCAUUUACUAGUUAUCUAGGAAUGCGUGGGAAGGAAGAACCAUUGGUACCUGAAAGAUAUCCGCUCUACAGUCAACAAGACACACUGAACUGGCCCCUCAAUGAAUUGCGAAUGGAAAUCAAUCGGACGCCACCAAAGCGUGUGCCCAACGGAUUUCUGGGAGUGCGUGGAAAAAAAAUGACAGAUACAAUAUAUGAUGAAUGAAACAUUUUAAACAUCCUUCACAAGGCAAAGCAAGUAUCUCCAGUAAACUACAAAUCAUCUCAAUGAAUGCCAAACUUAGUGUACUAUAGCAUUUCAAUUGAAAUUAUGUAUUUUGUUAUGAUUUUUUAUUGGCCUCCAAUAUUAUGAUUUAUAUGUCUAUUCAGCUGCUAUGAAAAUUCUAAAUAGAAUUAUAAACUUGCAUAUUCAGAAGAUAGAUUGGUUACAUAACUUUUAUUAAAUGAUAAACACUGUUUGCUUAUUAAUGCUUAUGUUUAUGUCAUGGAUAAAAUAGUUAACUAUUAAGUCUGUACUAACAACUACUAUGUUGUUUCACCAUUUUUAGUAUGACAAAAAUCACGAAACUACUUGAUGGCUGGAAAAACGUAUCCUUUUGAACGUCACCUUCGUUCCAGUGCGUUCGUUUUAGAAACUUUCAGUGUUAUAGCAACGGAAUGGCAGAAUACAGACUUAAUGAUUAAUUUCUCAAUUUAUUCGAACAAAUUGGUGUCGUGUCAGCACUAUACUAGCUAAUUAAACGUUUUUUCAGGGAAAAUUGUGAAAUUCAAAUCUUUCAAUGUCUCAUUUAAACUCAAUCGAUCGAGUAUAGUAGGUAUUAGCUAAAUUAUCACCAUCUGUAUAUGUGAUUGUAACAUUUAGAAAAUGAUUAUUAUGACAUUUAGACAACAGAAAAAUAAUAUUGAAUUUUAUUGAUUGGGAACAUAUCAUCUGAGAUUGUAGAACACUAAUAGUAACACAAACUAUGUGUAAUGCACUAUACACUAUAAAAUAAAAAUAAACUUAAGAAGCAAUG